ACUUUCAAUGUAUAUCCAGUUUCCGAAAGUACAGCGUGAUAGAAGACAACAGACACCGAAUAUCUAUUCAUCUAAACAUGUGCACGUGAAAUAAUGGUUGAUGUGAAUCAUAAAAUGGAACUGAAUCGAUAGAUUAUAAAAUUUAAAAUUAUGGGUUUAUAAAUAAACACACGAGACGGAGUUGUCGCAUGCGAGCUUGAUGCAAUAUACCAACAUCUUGACGGAAAAGACAGUUCUAGAAGCAGUCAACAGUUGACCGAGAUGGAAACCGCAAGAAUUCCUUCAUUUCUAAUUUUGAUCCUAUUGCCACUUAUGUCGACAGUGUAUUCAGAUAAUAUACUAGUAAUUCCGAGACCAGGAUAUAGUCACGUGAGACCAGUGAAGGUAAUGGUGGAUAUCCUUAUUGAGGAAUACCAACACAAUGUAACGAUGUUACUCACAGAAAGUGUAGCCAAACACCUAGCUCUGAAGGAUCUUCGAGGAGAAAUUGUAACAUAUGAUAAAGAUGGAAAAGUCAGACAAAGAAUGGAUGAAAUGAGAACGAAAGCUUAUAGGACUGGUUUCGAAAAUAUAGGAUUCAUUUCUUUGUCACCGUACAUUCAAAAGAUGGACGAAGAAAUCACAUAUUCACUCAUGACAGAUUCUGAAAUUCUUAAAACGUUGGAAGAACGGAAAUAUCGGACAGUUAUGGUGGAUGGAAUGGGCUCCUUGCCUUUUCUUAUGCUUGCGCACAAUUUAUCCAUUCCAGAAAUCAUACACUUCUCGGCGUUUAUUUCCCCAAAAUUUCGUUACCGAGCACCAUCAGACUAUUCCGGCAUUCCAGAAUUUCCCAUGUUUCCACUUUCAGACACUACUUCAUUUUUGUCACGGUUGAAAAAUUUCGGAAUUCAUUUGGGAUUUAUCGCAGUAGGUUCUUUUCUUGAGUCAUUUCAUUAUUCGAAGGACAUAGUUCAUAGGUAUAUUUCAACACCUAGGUUGGAUGAGUUUUACAAAUUGGCAAAUGGAUUUAGUUUGUACUUAUUGGACCAAGAUGAAAUUCUAGAUUAUCCACGUCCUGUACUUCCAAAUAUUGUCCCUGUAGGAGGCUUAGCACUGUCGAAUAUCGUACACCCUCUUCCAAUAGAAAUUGAACGGCAUGUUAAUACUGCCAAGGACGGUGUUGUUAUAGCAACCUUUGGGUGCAGCUUCGAGAAUGUUCCCGAUGAAUUCAAAAGUAAAUUGUAUCAAGCCUUUAAAAAUAUUCCGGAAAUUCACUUCAUUUUAAAAAUAGACGAAACUUAUUUUCAGAACAAAAAUAUUCUACAGACUCCCUGGCUACCUCAAAAUGAUCUCCUUGGAAACAAGAAAAUUAAGGCAUUUAUCACUCAUUGUGGAAACAGUGGUCAAUAUGAAGCUUUAUAUCAUGGAGUACCUAUGGUUGCGAUUCCAAUAUUUGGAGAUCAAGUUUACAAUGCAGAUAGGAUUGUAAUGAAGUCCUUUGGUGUGAAGCUGGAUCUAGUUGCGUUUACUUCCGGUGACUUGGAAAAAAGUAUCAGGGAAGUAGUGUACAACGAUACGUACUCCAGAAAAAUAAAAUUAGCCUCCGAGAUGUACAGAUCAAAACCACAGAACGCUUCACAACGAGCUGCAUAUUGGGUACACCACGUGACCACCUACGGAAGUGUACAUCUGCGGUCUCCAUCCCACUCUUUACCUGCUUAUAAAUAUCUGGCACUGGACGUAGUUAGGGCUUUCCACCUUUCAGUGGAAAGUCCUAUUGUUAUUGUUCUGUUUAUUAUUAUUAUUAUUAUUAUUAUUAUUUUCCUGCCGUCAAAAAAAAUCUUCGUCUUAAGACUUAUCGAAAAACUUUAUAGUCCAUCAUAUAGUACUUCUUGAGAAACGAAUACAGUUCACCCUGCGUAAUUCAACUUUGACCCCUUACGGAGUUAUUUGACCUUUCGCAGAAAUCAUUGUUAGCACUUCUACUUUGUAACCGUAAAUGAUAGGAGGAUGAAACCUUUUCUAAAACACAGAGGGUAAUUAGUAGAAGCGAAGAAUUUCAAAUGAAGGGAUUCGGUGUCCCCUAAAGGGAGUUAAUGCCCCCUCAUGUUUUGCGAUUUGUCCCCUACAAAUUGACGACUCCUAAAGUCUUCGUCGUAGAGAGACGGAACCCACUGGGACGGGUUGGGUGACCUUGACCUUGAAAAAGUAGGUCAAGGUCAAAGGUCAAGGUCAUCCAGAAUGGCCAGAAAAUGGCACUUUUUAUACGCUCUUUCACGCUUCAGAUAGCAUCGAAAUAUCACAUGGGUCAGCAAGGAAUUUUGGACCGGUCUCGGCAUCACGAAUGUCAACUCUGAACUUUGACCACUCUGCGAAUGGCGGCGACUUAACGUCGAAAACCCCGUUAUCGCUACUCUCACUAGACCGCAAGUCGUGGAGAGGCGAGACCUUCGCCGACGAAUUCCAGAUGAAACGCUCUCGCACAGAAAAGUUGACCGAGGGAAACCGAGAACCCCGAAGCACGGUUCUCGCCCCCGAAAGUCUCCGACGUCGUCGUUCGAGCCCACAACUUCUUCACGGAUGUAGAUAGGGAUGCGGGACCACUUAAACGAAGCCCCGUGACCUCUCUGACCUUCAAAAUCAGGUCAAGGUCAAAGUCACACUUUCUCCCCCAUGGGUUUUUGAGGUUUGACCUUGAAAGUGGGUCAAGGUCAAAGGUCAAGGUCACGCAUCCAGGGGCCAGUCUCCACGAGUAAGGCCAACCCACCCAUCACGCCUGUCGUCCCCAAGGAAGAAACCCCCCACCCUUCAAGUGAUCUGUCUGUCCUCAGCUGUUUAUAAUACACUAUUUUGACCGGUUUCAUGCCCAACAACAGGAUUUUUGAGGUUUGACCUUGAAAGUGGGUCAAGGUCAAAGGUCAAGGUCACGCAUCCAGGGGCCAGUCUCCACGAGUAAGGCCAACCCACCCAUCACGCCUGUCGUCCCCAAGGAAGAAACCCCCCACCCUUCAAGUGAUCUGUCUGUGAUCAGCUGUUUCAAUACACUAUUUUGACUGGUCUCAUGCCAUGCAACAAUGACAGGAUUCUAGCUAAUCUGACCUACACCUACACAUCUGACCUACACCCAUUUCUUCCAUUUCUUGACUGUCUUGUCAAUCAAACAUGAAUUCCAUUUACAUUCAUGAAAAGACAUAGGCCAGAUUCAAUUGUCUGCCUGCAUCAACAAAAAGACUAAUUUUUUUUUUUUUGAUAAUGAUGAUGCAACUUUACUUGACAGUUGAACUCAUUGACAUUCCAUCCCGACUGUCAUUGUAAACAAAUAAACACUUACCUGCAGGAUCAGAUGGGAUGCAGUACUCCUAUUCUCCGUUCAGAUAUCCUACAUGCACUCAGACACUUUCUAAUUCACCGGCCGCCAUUUUGGUUGUUUGUUGUCAAAGCCUAUAAAUCCGUAUAUGCAUGCCUCCUUGGGUGAAAUGACUGAAAGACAUUGUCUCCGUGAAUUAGAACACAUAGGAUGAGCCAUUACAAACUGUAUAUUCAAUUCCACAAUCCACAACACACACGGUCAAAUCCAGUGCAUCUUCACAACAUCUGACAACAUGAGGCUUGUAUAGACUCCCAGCAUGCACCAGCAGUUACUACAAUCUAGGAAAAUGGCACAUCCGGUUUCUUUGCACCUCCAAAUAUCCUAUCUAACAGGUCUAAAGUCACCCCAAACACCUGCACAAGUCCUAUUACACUUUUACCUGAUAUGUGCCGGUUAUGAAACACUCACACCCCUUUUUUUCAAAUAUUUGACCGGUACUAUCGUGCGAAACCAAGGCCUUAAUCUCCAACACUACAACACUCAAGGCGGCAAAUUUGAAUUUCUUUUCAAGCCAAAUCCAUUUUUUUUUUUUUUUUUUUUUUUUGGUGAGGGUGGGGUGGGGUAGGGGGGGGGCUUUUAGCAUUUCAACACUACUGAAAAACCGCUAGAAGGUGGGAAGCCCUCUAAUUGUUCGCGAACAAUUAGGAUCACUAGUUCUUUUUGUAUUUCUUUGUGUGUUGUUGCUAUUAAGUGUAAUUGUGACUGGCUUUUAUGUGCUUUGCAGAUGCUGUGUUCAAAAGAAAUUGAAAAGAGACUAACUAUAUUAAUUAUUAGUACAUUCUAUAUGAUCAUCGUUCCAUUAUGGAUAAAGUAAUUAUCUCAGAACAGUGUGUCAAUGAACAAAACAUAAAAAUA
Molecule: messenger RNA, 4204 nt
Organism: Ostrea edulis (European flat oyster)
Lineage: Eukaryota; Metazoa; Mollusca; Bivalvia; Ostreida; Ostreidae
Product: UDP-glucuronosyltransferase 1-6-like
Exons: 2
Coding region: 262-1875 (537 amino acids)
Molecular function (GO): UDP-glycosyltransferase activity
Source: RefSeq, a predicted model, not a curated record